AUGUUCGAUGUCCCUUUACGACAAGCCCGUGAGUUCCAAGUGCAGAACGUGAAUCUGGCACGUUUUGCCCUCUUCCGAGAAGACAUCCGUGACCUUGCAGCUUUGACGACUGACAAGGUGGCGAACCUGCUGGUUGUCAACACUCUCAAGGUUGGUUUUAUUGUAGCGCUGUACUUCAAUUUCGACCGCACCGACAGCGGAUUCCAAGAACGGACCUAUCAGGAGGAUCAGCUCGCUGUACUUCUGGGAAUGACUCUCCUGACGUCCUUUUUUUUCCUGAUGACUUCGAUAUGGUUCGCUAUGCACGCGCUGCAGCUGGCUCAAGCUAUCACUACCAAGCUUCUGGUGCAGGUCGUGCGCAUUCCCAUGCCAUCUGAGAACGAGAUUGCCAAGGCAUCCACCGAAGGAAAAGAUUUCGAGCUGAACUUUCGCGAGGCGCUCCGACUGCCGUUCGUUCGUCCUGCGGCGCUCAACAAGGACACUCUGCGGGAUCAAAUGAAGGACGUCGGCCGUCAGUUGCCGCAGUUGGCCGAAGAGGUGAACCGGGAGGACUCCAGGCUAUCAAACGACACCCGUGCAGCCAGCCCGGCGGCGGCUCCAUCUCCGACAGAUUCCAAAGGCACGCCGUUGCUGCAGACGACGAGACCCAUGAAUUUGGAGGUGUCGAUGCAGGAGCUGCUGCACUGCCUGCCUCCUCACGCUGCCGGAGCUUUCUCCGAGAUGGAGCCGCAUCUGAAGCUACUUUGCUUAGUGGCAUCUGCCUGGCAGCCUUUUGACCUGUACAGCCGGGUUACUACAGUCCUCGGAUCUUCCUGUCUGUUCAGUGGCUUGGCAUAUUUCUCCUUGUACUACAACAAGUUUGACGUUGACGGAAGCAGCAGCAUGCCCACGGAGGCUUGGUGCAGCUUUUUGUUUAUGUCGACAUUGGCUUGGUGGAACCUCACCAUCGAGAUUUCAGGUAGCAAGCUGGACCUUUUCGUUGCUGCACUGCUAAUUCUGGUUGGUCCGACGCUGUGGGUGGCCUCGAACAAGCCGACACUACAUGCCAGCGUGAUGCAGCAUUUCGGCUACCCGGUGUUGGUGACCAUCCAGGCCUCCUGGAUUUGCUUCUUGGGCAUCCGAGCCUUCACGUGUGGUGGGGAGUGGCCUCACUUUUUCACGAGCACCCGCUACCUGAACGUUGUCCACAAGCAACGGGGUCCCAUCGAAAUCCCCGUGGACAUCGCGCGGAAGGUGCAUGAAGACGAGGAUACUUCCACGGAGUCAUCUGUCAAUUUCAAGGAUUCGCAGCAUGCCAUGGCCUUGGCGCAGCCGCUGAUCGAUGUCUUAAGUUGCAUCGGCGAUUUGCCUCAGUCCUCCUCUUCCCGUGCGGCUGUGUUCCAGGCCAGAGACUGGCUGAGAGAGGCUGCGCGUGCUGCUGGUGUGUUGCGCACAUCUUUGAUGGUCAAGGGCUUUUGGAUCUACCUGCCAAUGACGGGGCUGGACAACGAGGGUGCUGUGCCCCACUGGGUGGAUAUUCACAGCAUUGACUUCCCGAGUCUUGGCAGUUCGGCGACUGAAGCAUUUAUGCUGCCGGAGCUACUCCAAGCUGCAGACCUGGCUGCGGAGACCCUGCACGCACAAGCCGUGCACUGGACCGUGCAUGACAUGCUCAGACUUGCAUCCUACGGAGGGGAACCCGUCACUGGCGUGAACAGCUUCCUCUUUCAGUUCGAGAACAUCUCGGAGCGGAUGCGAACUUUCGUGCCUUCUGCGGACUAUCUCUUCAAAGUUGCAAUGGGCUUGGUGUCACUGUUUUGGAUCAUGGUUUGGGUAUGGUCCAUCAUGGCUGCCACGGAGCUAUUCCGGAAAGUCUCCCUGAGCGGCACGAUGCAGCCCUUCGCGCUGGACACUCCGUGGCGCACAGUGACUUCUUUCGGCUGCACGCUGGAAGGAGAGCACUAUGUCGUGACAGAUUCCGUGGUCGUUCAGAUCCUGUCAGAGGAGGGAAACGUCUGGCUCCAAUUCGGUGCUUGUGAUGGUGCCCCGAUCCUUGCUGUGGAUUUUGGCCAGCAGGGCGAGGUGGUCGCCACCUGCGAGAGAGGCAUCCAAGCCACCUGGCUGUCCGGUGCGAAGGUGCAAGAUCAGUUCUGGGUGUCCAACAUCUCGAACUUGCAGGAUGUUUCAGUGGACCGGUCGCCGUUGCAGGACACGUAUCACCUGGAUGCAAUCGCUAUCAGCGGCACACGUCUCCUCGGCUUGCGGUACCACCCAGACUCCACGUGGCAGGAAGUUGGCAUACUAAACGUGCCUCCACAUAAGGGCCUCUUCACGGCAGUGGCUGUUAGAAUGGGACGUGCUCUGCUUUUAACAAGCACGGACGAGAUGUAUGAGCUGGACGUUCCAUCAGGAAUUUGGGCUGGACCGAUGUUACUGCCCAACAAAAACAACGCCGACUCUUACGAUCCUCUGCUGGGACUGGGUCUCCAUGUGCAGAUUGACGCACGGCAGGUGGCGCUUCUUGGGCCAUCCCAGCGGCCAACCCAUGCAGAUGUGGAGCUUUUCACGGCCACCCGUGAACGAUUUGCCGCCACGGCACCGCCCAUCUUGCAUUUUCCUUUGGCUUUCCAUCUGAUCGCCUUCAGCCGCAGAGCGGGUGACAGUCAGAGAUGUCCUUUCGGUUUCUUCUCCUUCACGUCCAACAUCGACAGUCACUGGAUAUCUUCGGGGACCUCGGCGGAUCGCGUUUUGGAGGUCCACGGUGCCGUGAAAUGGCUCCAGUGCUCCAAGCCUUGCUGCCCGGACGUGUGGAAGGCCCCGGCUGACCUCUGCCUGGCAGAGGAUCCCCAUACCCAUCGUGUGCAGGGAGUGCUGCCAAGCUGCCCGAAGUGCAAGGCAGUCGCCAGACCCAACGUGCAGAUGUUUGGUGGCGAUUCUGGAUUCUCACGGGCACGCCGAGGGGCGCAGAACACCAGGUACGACGCGUGGGUCAAUAGCUUGGCAUCGCGGCCGGAUGUUAGCAGCCUCAGCGUUGUUUGCCUGGAAGUUGGCUGUGGACUCACAGUUCCAACCGUGAGACGAGAGCUCGAGAAGGUCGUGCAGAGAUUCCCCGGUGGUCGCCUUAUACGGGUGAAUCCCGAGAACCCCGGACUUGCCAAAGAGCUGGUCGAGAAGGGAGUCAGCCUGCCGCUGCCGGCAGCUGCUGCCAUCGAAAAACUGAGUCAGCAGGUGGCACAAACCGAGGAGAUCAUGCAGGCGACCUACGUCCUUUGGGGCCAAGAGGGCGGCUGCGAGAUCCGUGCGCCUUUCGGGACCUGCCUUGGACGGCUUCUGCGAUUGGUUGAAACACAGGGUCGGAUGAGCGUGGAGUUCAAGCCGGACGUGGUCGGGAUCGUGAAGCAAGCGAUGGGACCCAGGACCUUCCGGCGAAACACGCCAAAGUUCAAACACUUGAAGAAGCUCUUCGUUUCCUAUGAUCCAUCCACAGGACGGAGCCUCUUACCUUGGAGAGGCAAGGAGCUCAUGCUGAGAACAGACUUCGAACAAAAACCGAGGACGACCUUGCACAGCACUGCAUUUUCUGAUGUUUUCUGUCAGGUCGGUGCCGAUGGACAUGUACCAGGAGUUUCGAGAGCCUCUGUCUCAGUGCUUGCCGGAAGUCUUCUUCGGGCUGCAGGAAGUCAAAAUUGGAGACGGCACGAAGUUGGAGGCACUUCAAACCAUGAACCUGCAAGCUGCUCUUCUCACUCAUAA
Messenger RNA from Symbiodinium sp. CCMP2592, 3732 nucleotides. Lineage: Eukaryota; Dinophyceae; Suessiales; Symbiodiniaceae. The record is from the annotation of a GenBank genome assembly.